AUGGGAUGCGGGCAAAGCGGCCAGAGCACUGCGAAGGAAAACAAGGGCAGCGGCGGCCAAGCCCAUGACAAACAACAAGCCAAGGAGGAGAACAAACAAUACCAGGCCACGAUGUCCUUCCUCUCGCAAGUUCCACUCUUCAAUAGGCUUCCUAAGGAUCAACACCCAAUCCUGGCUGCGGCCUGUGUGAAUCAAGGUUUUCGGUCAGGGCAGACGAUCAUCACCCAAGGCGAUGUCGGCAGGGAAUUUUUCAUCAUCCAAAGCGGAGAGGCGGAAGUCUUGGUGACGGAUGGAGGUAGCCAGAAGAAGGUGGCCAGCCUGAAACAGGGCGACUACUUCGGAGAGAACGCCUUGUUGCGCAACGAGCCGCGCUCGGCCACCAUUAAGGCCAUCACGGAGAUCAAGACCUUGAAGAUCACCCAGGAGAAGUUCAAGGAGCUGGGCUUGAACGAAAAAAUCCAGUUCGCCAACCGCAAGGCCGUCGGCGGCGGCGGCAAGCGAGAACUGGUGGUGAAGCCACCUUCGAAGAAGACCAAUGAAGAACGGCAGCUCAUGGAACGGGCGCUUAAGAAGAACGAGAACAUACAGACCAUGGUGAAGUUGGACGAAAUCAGAGUGAAGCAGAUCAUCGACAUUGCGUGGAAGGAAGAAGUUCCUAGCGGUCAUGAAAUUAUUGCAGAGGGUGACCUCAUUGCGGACUACUUCUACAUUUGCCAAUCUGGGACCUUUGAAAUCUUUGUGACUGACUCCAAGAAAGCGGACAAGCCUCGCAAGCUGGUGCAGACCGUCACGGCCGGCGGAAGCUUCGGGGAGUUGGCGCUGUUGUACCUGGUGCCCCGCGCAGCCACGGUGGUGGCCAAAGAGAAGAGUUCCGUGUGGGUCAUCGACCGGAAGAACUUCAAGGAAAUCUUGAUGAAAGUGUCCGAGGAAAAGAUCCAAGAGUACGUGAAGUAUCUCAACAGGGUCGAGAUCCUCAGCAGUUUGCUAGCUGCGGAGAAGCAACAAGUGGCAAGGGCGCUCAUGGAGGUUCAUUUUUCCAAGAAUGAGGUGAUUAUCCAACAGGGCAAUCCCGGGACCACUUUCUACAUCCUCUUUGAGGGUGAAGUGGCUGUGUCUAUCGACGGUGAUGAGAAGGUCCGAUUGCAGGCGAGCCAGGACCGCAGCACGGCGCAGUACUUUGGUGAGCGCGCGCUGCUGAACAACGAGCCGCGCGCCGCCACCGUGAAGGUCACCUCGAAGGAUGCCAAAGCGUUGGCUUUGGAUAAGGAGGCCUUCGACCUUUUGCUGGGACCCUUGGAGGAUAUCUUGGCGCGAAAGGACGCUGGUGCCAGCGGCAAAGGUCCGGUGGCACCGCCUGCGGGGGCAGUGCAUGGAGGACGCGAUCCUCAUAAGCCGAAGAUCCUAAUGAGUGAUCUCUCCAAAAUCGGCUUGUUGGGCGCGGGUGGUUUCGGUGCGGUGGAGCUGUGGGAGCACAAGAGCAGCGGGGAAACCUACGCCAUGAAGUGCAUCAGUAAAGGCUUCAUUCUGAAGACCGGAAUGCAGGACAGCGUGACUACAGAGAAGAAUAUUCUGUUUAUGACCAACUCGAGUUUCAUCAUCAGGCUCUAUGAGACCUACAACAGCAAGCAAUCCAUCUAUUUCUUGAUGGAACCAGCGCUUGGGGGAGAGCUGUACUCCAUGUACCAGAAGAAAGGUUUCUACGGCAGCGAGAAGCAUGCCAAGUUCUACUCCGCCGGGGUGGUUUGCGCUUUCGAGCACCUCCACGAACGGCACAUCAUCUAUCGAGAUCUGAAACCGGAGAACUUGCUGCUGAAUGAGAAGGGGCACCUGAAGGUGACGGACAUGGGUCUAGCAAAGUUUGUGAUUGGCAAGACCUACACCACUUGUGGCACGCCCGACUACUUCGCACCGGAGGUGAUUGCCUCCACAGGCCACACCCACGCAGUGGAUUGGUGGAUGCUGGGGGUGCUCAUCUUCGAGUUCAUGACGGGCUCGGCGCCUUUUGAGGCACCGUACCCCAUGCAGAUCUAUGCCAAGGUGUUGAAAGGCAUCAAUGCCGUGAAGUUCCCUCCGCAGUUGUCACCCGCCUGCGUAGAUAUCGUCAAGGCGAUUUGCCAAAAGGAGCCGGCAGAUCGACUUCCCAUGCUCUCAGGCGGAGUUCGAAAUCUCAAAUCACAUCAGUGGUACAAGAGCUUUAGCUGGGACAAGUUCCAAGACUUCACACUUGAAGCCCCCUUCCUACCGAAGGUCAAAAGCCGGAAGGACUUGAACAACUUCACCGUACAUCCCGAUGAGAUGCCACAGUUCAUCGAAUAUGUGGAUGAUGGUAGCGGUUGGGACAAGGACACUUCGACAGCUGAUGGAUUACGCCAAGCGGGCCAAAAGGGCGAGAGCUUGGAGAGGAUAUUUGAGAGAGAGUGGUGUGCUGCAGUGGGCACCAAACUUGUAUCUCUGAUUACAAGACCGAACUGCAAAGUGCACAAGCAGCACCCCUGCCGGAGAUUUCAAGAAGCACCGGCACGCCCUUCCCGCCAGUGGAAGGCGUACAACCGGGAGCAGAAUCCCAGCCAUCAAGAAGCCAUGCAAGAGUAUUGGGAGCUGAUGAUGGGAGACGUGCCUUUCGAGGCUCGUUCCAAACGAUGGUCCGAUGACCUGGGCUUUCAGGGCUCCAACCCUUGGAACGACUUCCGUGGAGGAGGCCUCCUGUCCUUGCGCUGCUUGCUGUACCUGGCGGGAAAGUACAACUCAAAGGCUCGACUUUUGAUGGAGGAGGCCAAGUAUCCUUCACGUGUAGGGCCCUCAGGGAGCUGCGGCGUUUUGUGUGUGCAAGAUGUGUCCCUGGAAACGAUGCUUCGAGCUUACCACAUUGUGGUAAGCGUCAUCUUGUCAGGUGCACCUGCGCCUUCACGCACGACCUAUGCUGGGCCCAGUCUUUUGGCCCUGAACUGCGGAUUUGGGGAGCUGUUUGGACCAAAGUCAACCACUUUUGGAGCGUCUCCUGGGGAGAUGGAGUUGCCUGAGGUUCGAACGCUGCCUGCAGCACAUCCAUUGGUGACUUGGAUGUCACCAUAUGUCACCAUGUUGCCAUGGACGACUCCCAUCAUCUUGGCUGAGUUGGUGAAGGAAGAUCCUGUGGAGGUUUUUGCAAGUUACUGGCUGGCAGCGGUAUGCAAGUUGCACAAGGAGUGGCGUGAGCUUUGUGCGCGAGACCCCGACGCAAAUUUGUCGUGUUCCUUCAACCGAGUCUAUGAGUAUGUGGGUGUAGCCGUGGAGAGCGCGCUAGCGACCACGAGUCAAGAUCGUCUCAAGGUGUUGGCAGAAGUCAACGCCAGGUCCAAAGUCUUGGUCGGAAUGGUGAAGAUGGAACGUUUCUUCUUAUGUCUCGGUUAUCGGCCAGGGUCAGUCACAGACGAGCUUGAAGAGGACAAACACAUCUCAGGUUUCUCGACAGAAAGUCCCACAGAGGAUGUUUCGAUGGCCGUGCCUGAGCUCAUUCAUUCUGCAGAGGUCUACCAGCUAUACCGCGGUGCAUGUGGCAAAGAGGGCGACCUUAUCGCUGAGCGAUGUCGCCUGUGGGUGGAUUUUCCGAAUUUGCGCAUUGCCAUCGCUGAGUAUGACCAGCCUGCCUCGCCUCGGAAUUGCAUUCCGCUGCUGGACAUCUCGUGGUGUCACUGUGAAGAUGCCGCCGAACCAGACGCUGAGGAGCCCGUAUAUCGGCUGGAUGUGUACAGUUUGCCUUCUGGGAGUUGUGGCCAACAGCGUCCCUCUCCCGGGCAGACACCACGAAUUCGUGUUUCCGGGUCGUCGUCCUCUUUGAGAGACUUUGGCCUAGCGCUACAAAAGCUGCUGAAGUCUCGUGAUGAAGAGGGCCGCGGCCGAUUGUAUUUCAUUCAGAAGCAGCUCUUUCAAUAUCUCUGGAGGUCCGUGCAGCUCUCUGUCAGCGAGGAUCGCUUGGUCGAAGCCCAGGCGGUUUUAGCCUUCAAUUUAAAUCCAAAGGAUGGUAUUGCCUAUGUGAAACGAAAGCUACAUAAAAGCACCGAAGAUGAAAUUGGUGAAUGGCUUUCACAAGUUUGCACCGAGAAGGGAGGCCUUGAUCCAACCAUGCUAGGAGACUACUUCAGUCGACGAGACACCCUGCCGAUCUUUUGGAGUUUCGUUCGACGGAUCGAAUUCUCCAAGAUGGACAUCGUGGGCGCCUUGCGCCAGCUCUUUGAUACCUUCAAACCCGGCGGCGAGGGACAGGUGAUCACCAGGAUCUUGGAGCAUUUUGCCGAAUCCUAUUUUCAGCAGUGGCAAGCCGACCCAUCGGCAGUGGAGCCGACGACGGCGUACAAGAACGCAGACACCGUUUUCCAGGUGCCUCAUCAUGUUGAACACCGGUCUUCACGUGGCAGCCAAGAAAUUGGGCAACAAAGCAAAGGGCGCCAGCAUGAGCCUGGAAGAAUAUAUUGCCAACACCAGGCGAUUGGUUUCAGCGGAAGAGGUCCCAGAUGA
Cladocopium goreaui is the source of this 4494-nucleotide messenger RNA. NCBI's taxonomy places the organism in Eukaryota, Dinophyceae, Suessiales, Symbiodiniaceae. The record is from the annotation of a GenBank genome assembly.